Acaulospora colombiana is the source of this 210-nucleotide messenger RNA. Lineage: Eukaryota; Fungi; Glomeromycota; Glomeromycetes; Diversisporales; Acaulosporaceae. The record is from the annotation of a GenBank genome assembly.
ACUAUGAAUCAGAGUGGAAUGUUGGAAGAGGCGACUCUGGGACUGGAUGCUGGUGAUAGGCUUGAGGGCGAAGAAGUAUUACAGGGAAAUCUCACAACCAUCAUAAGCCGCUUCCAGUCGACAAGGAAAUCUCGCCCGGUGUGGGGACCCCACAAACAAAAGACCAACAAUGCGGACAAAGAAGAUAUAAGGGAGUCUCACGAUAGCCAA